Molecule: messenger RNA, 3075 nt
Organism: Monosiga brevicollis MX1
Lineage: Eukaryota; Choanoflagellata; Craspedida; Salpingoecidae
Exons: 20
Coding region: 1-3075 (1024 amino acids)
Cellular component (GO): plasma membrane
Molecular function (GO): protein binding
Source: RefSeq, a predicted model, not a curated record
AUGGACGACGGAUCUGAUCACGAUUGGUCGGCUUGGACGGACAUGGAACAUCGGGAAUCUGAGCCCGUCGAUGUGAAUAACCCUUACUUUAAUCUCGACAAGGAUAUGCAGUUUGCAUGGCGGAUAGACCACGAUCUGCGUGCCGAGGUUGCAGGCGCAUACCUGUGUUCAACGCUCACGGCCGCUUGGGCGCGAGUUGAGGAGUUGGGUCGUCAAGAGCAUUAUUGUCAACGCUUUUUUCCUGGCAUGCCCGUUGAGCUAGCCCCCCUGCUGAUUGAGUAUCUCAGUCCAAUUGUUCCGGCGGCGAGAGAGAAAUAUGAUCGUGAAGACGACGAGUUUGACCCCUACAGCCCGGAACCAGAGGAAGACGACAAGAACGACGAUGCGUUUGCUUGCGACGAGCACGAGUUUUAUGAAUCCGGGCAUGACUACUUUAACCCCAGCCCGCUUGUCUCCAUGCCGGUCAUCUUGCAACACAACACGCCCCAUGAGUUCAACAUGUUCCUGAUCCCCAAGCUCUACGGCCUGAACAGUGCUGACGAGGACGACUCAGACCAGAGUGGAGACGAGGAAGACACGGCCGAAGGCAAGGCUGAGGUUCAACACAAGACAGCUGCUGAGCCAGCGAAAAAGGACGCUCAUGCAAGCAGGUCCGUGCCCGCAAAGCCAGACAAGGGUGCGGCUCAAGGCGAAGAUACAGACGAGGAUGAGGAUGCCGUCGAUGACGCCGUCAACGCUUUCUCUUAUGACGACAUUGAUGAAGACCUCGCACCAGCCGUUGCCGAGAAUGGGUCUCACCCUUCUCCCACCAAGCACGCCGCCACCGAGGCCACUCUAGCCUCUGCCACGGCCCGCACGGCUGCGACCCAUGGCUCUGAGCCUGUCUCUGGCGCUGCCUCUGACUCUGCUGAGGCAGCGCCUUGCAGUAUGAAACAUGUCGCCAAUUCCCUUCUUCGCAUGAACCGUGAGAUUGCCUGCAUCAAAGCACAGAUGGAAUACAUGCAUCUUGCCAAGCAAACACCCGGUGGCAAGCGCUGCCACCAAAUCUUGCAAACCCUGACUGAACCCGACCCAGCCAAGCAGACGUCUUGGGAUCAAUUGCUCAUCAUCUUCACAAAGACCACUGCGUUGACCGUUGUGAUCAUGAAGCAGCGCUCAAAUCCAUCCCCUUUGAAGCAAAACAUAUCAGUGGGAUCGAGGGAGCUGGAUUCCAGUGCCAGCACGGCACCGCAAUCCAGCACAAUGUCUGCCCGCCAACGUGAAUAUGACGACAAGGCAACGCAGUUGCUUGAGAUUAUCCGCUCAUUGGAGAAGCAGUACCCGUCCAUGUAUCAUGAACUGCGCCGCUUGGUGCAGGACAUGUACUCUGUGUUCUCCCACACUGCUCACACUGCCACAGCUCGGUUCCUCGCCCCCUGCGCCCUUCGUACCGCUGAACCUGGACCCAACGGCCCAACCUCUUUGUACACCAGUGAGCGACGCAUACUGGCGCUCGAGGCUGAGAUUCGCGAUGUACAGCAAGAGCUUGUUUCAUUGCGUCAAUUCAAGGCUCAGAGUGAGGGCCGGCUGCAGACACAGCUUGAUCGUCUAGCCCAGGCAGAGCCCCGACUUUUGGGGCCCGUCUCUGAGAGCACCAUUGAUGCCUUUACUCAGCAGGUGAAGGAAUUGCGCCAGCAGCUCGAGGACAAUGAAACCUGGCAGUCCAAGCUGCAUCGAGUUUAUGAGAGCAAUGCCGACCUACGCGAUCAAGUAGAAGAUCUUACUUUAUCCCGUGAAGAUCUAGUCAACAGCCUUGAGCUGCUCAAGACAGAACUGACUGGCCGAAUCCAACAAGUACAAUUGUUGACACGCGGUGUGACCACCGGUGGCGAGGCCGUCUAUCGCAAGCUUCAGGCUGAGAUGCAAGCCAAUACGAUGAAAGCCAUUGCCAAUGCAGAAACUCGAAAAAAGACCAAACAGCAACGCCACCCUGACCAUGCCGAGGCUCCUCAAGCGGAUCGGGCCAGAGUCUACGAGCGGGACGUUGUCUUGCGCCCUGAUGCCACGCAACCACGCUUAGGAUUUCAGGUCGAGACGCUUGAGGGGCUUCCAUUGCCUCGUAUUUGUCAAAUUAUUCCAGGAGAAACUGCCGCUUUGAGCGGAUGUGUGUUUUCUGGCGACGAGAUCAAAGCUAUCAACGGCGUCCCCGUUUCGGGCAAGGCCCACGACGAUGUGGUGGCUCUUCUUCAGAACUCGGCUGACGAGUGCCGGCUCGUGCUUCUAUCAAGCCAACCUUUGCCUGGCGACCGGUCAUUGUCGCCGCGACGUCGCGAGAGCGGCGAGCAACUUGUUUAUGCCCGUCGUGUAGUAUUGCGGCGUACCCCGGACAAGUCACGCCUUGGCAUUGUCAUUGAGGGAGGUGCAGAGGAACGUCAACAAGCGGUCCGGAUUGCCAAAAUUCUUGAAAACGAACUGGCGCACGAAUCGGGUCGCAUCCUUCCUGGAGAUCGCAUCAAGGCCAUCAAUGGUGAACCCGUGGCCGGCAAAACCCACGAGCAAGUUGUUGCCAUGUGCCAGUCAAACAGCCAGGAAUGCGACUUGCAACUGUUGUCUUACCAUCAUUUGGAGGGAGACGAGUUGGUGACGACCCGCGCCACGUUGGUACCGCAACAGCUAGAGGCGCUCGUGCUGCAGGCAGAACAAGCCCUGACGGCGCAGGCAUGGGCUACGGCUGUGGAGAGUUAUUGGUACAGCGUGGUAUACCAACACGCCGGCUAUGUUCAGGAUGCGCUGGCGUCAGCCAAAAAGGCCAUGGACCUGGACCCGGCCGGUGCCGACUAUGCGGCACAGGUUGAUACCCUCAAACAACAGCUUGAAAAUGCUCGAAUGAUGGAGGGUCCCGAACAGCGGGCGAGUGUCACCAUGACGCUCGAACCCCAGCAGCGCAGCGGCGAGUACGGCCAUUCACGUUCCGUGUCUUCCAGCCAGCGUGGCUCUGUGGCCAACGUAGCUGCUGCAGGCACUGCGCCACACGACAACUACAGCGAUGAUGACGACGACUUGGCCGAGAACGUUGUGUUUGCGGCCAACUCCUAA